Molecule: messenger RNA, 3342 nt
Organism: Monopterus albus (swamp eel)
Lineage: Eukaryota; Metazoa; Chordata; Actinopteri; Synbranchiformes; Synbranchidae
Gene: camkk1a
Product: calcium/calmodulin-dependent protein kinase kinase 1, alpha a
Exons: 17
Coding region: 560-2068 (502 amino acids)
Biological process (GO): protein phosphorylation; CAMKK-AMPK signaling cascade
Molecular function (GO): protein serine/threonine kinase activity; ATP binding
Source: RefSeq, a predicted model, not a curated record
CAUGGAUUCAUUCCUUGUCGAAUAAUAAAAGUUGAGGUUAUGCCCGUGCUGUUGACGUGCGACAAACCAGUCAGUGUGUUUCAAAGUGUUUGUGACCAGCCCUUUUGCUGCUCUGUGCACACUGCAGUGGAGCAACAAUAGCCAGCUGUGGGCUACGUAUACAUUCAGCAGCUGGGUGUCUUCACGCUGUAGCUCCACAGUAGAAAAUAAAGGCUAGAGUGGGCUGGCCUGUUCGUGUUUUCCGGAAGAAAGGGUGUGAAACUGGGGACACAGAUCAGCAGCUGAUCCUGCCACACAUCUAGCACAGGAGCCCGUGUGGAUGCGUUUCCGUUAGACUGUGAAUAGAGUGAGUCAAACAGGCACCGUGCGUCAAGACGGGACACCCCGCAGGAUUCCUGUGACUGGAAGGCUUAAAGGGACUCAAACGUUCUCAUUGGGUUCUGGUGAGACCCUGAACAUUACAACCCAAGACUGGCCCAGGUCUUGUUGAUGCUGGUGGCCACCCCCCAGUACUCUCCCUGCCAACUGCUCCUGAGCUGUUCCCACCUCCUCAUCUGCCAUGGCUACAUGCAGUGACCCUGGCUGUGAGAGGCUGAACCCUAACUCUGACAAACAGACCAGCAGUCUCACAGACAUCAUGGCUGCCAUGACGACGAAAGACUCAGACGGCUCAGCUGCAAACGGCGUGAGGAAUGGUGGGGCUCAGGCUAAGAGGACUCACCUGACCGGCAGAAAGUUGUCGUUGCAGGAAAGAGCCACUUACCAGUCGUCAGGCUCUGGAGGAGGUUCCACACACAUCUCCCCCUGUGUGGCUCGCAGGCCCACAGUGGAGUCUACACGUGUGUCUUUUUCAGACUCUCAGAACUGCAUUCAGCUGAACCAGUAUACGCUGAAGAGUGAGAUUGGAAAGGGCUCCUACGGUGUGGUCAAACUUGCCUACAAUGAGGAUGAUGACAAACAUUAUGCCAUGAAGGUGGUGUCCAAGAAGAAGUUAAUGAAGCAGUGUGGUUUUCCACGUCGCCCACCCCCAAGAGGACCCAAGGCAGCCCAAGGAGAGCAGCCCAAAAUCUUAGGACCCCUGGAGAGGGUCUACCAAGAGAUUGCCAUACUGAAAAAACUGGACCAUGUCAACAUUGUCAAGCUGGUAGAGGUGCUGGACGAUCCUACUGGGGACACCCUUCACAUGGUGUUUGAACUGAUGCAUAAGGGUCCAGUGAUGGAAGUGCCCACAGACACUCCUUUGUCAGAGGAGCAAGCAAGGUUGUACUUCAGAGACAUCAUCCUGGGCAUAGAGUAUUUGCACUACCAGAAGAUUGUCCACCGGGACAUCAAGCCUUCGAACUUGUUACUGGGUGAUGAUGGACAUGUAAAGAUAGCAGACUUUGGGGUCAGCAACCAGUUUGAGGGCAAUGAUGCUAUGCUGUCCAGCACAGCAGGCACUCCUGCCUUUAUGGCACCAGAGACCUUGUCAGAUAAGCGCAAGUCCUUCAGCGGCAAAGCACUGGAUGUGUGGGCCAUGGGAGUUACCCUCUACUGUUUUGUUUUUGGGAAGUGCCCAUUUAUUGAUGAGUACAUAUUGGCUUUGCACAACAAGAUAAGGACCACGUCUGUGGAAUUUCCCGAAGCACCAAAGAUCAGUGAAGAGCUACACACUCUGAUCUUGAGGAUGCUGGAUAAGAACCCAGAUACCAGGAUCACCAUCCCUGACAUCAAGAAGGACCAGUGGGUGACCCAAUGGGGCACUGACCUCUUGCCUCUGGAGGAGGAGCACUGCUCUGUGGUUGAGGUGACAGAGGAAGAUAUCCAGAACUCAGUCAAGUUUGUUCCCAGUCUCUCUGCAGUGAUCUUGGUAAAAGCCAUGCUGAGGAAGCGCUCCUUCAGUAACCCCUUUGAGUGUCCAAGCAGGAGAGAGGAGAGGUCCAUGUCUGCACCUGACAGCCUGCUCAUGGACUCGUGGCCCUUCAGGCCCACUUUAAAACUUCACCCCUCACUCAGAAAGAGCAGCACAGGUGAUGGACCCAGAGAAGUCGAGCUGGAGGAUCUGCAUGAAGACGAGCUCUCCUCUUGAGUGGCCCAGCAGCAGAGCUUUGUCUUAAACUCCAUCCUCUUUACAUGCACUGUGCACUUACCCUUUCAUUCACACAUUUCCUUCAGACCAUUGCUACUUGUUACUCUGUGCACUGAGGCACCUCUUAGGGUUUUAAAUCUGAUGCAUUCACACUUGUACGCUCAGGCCUGCUUUAGGUUUUGCUUCCAGGACUAUCCCUUCUUAGCCCGGUUUCCCUCAGUUUUAUUUCUCCACUAUAGAACUUCUGGCCACUAAGGUCCAUCCGCAGUGUUGAUUGUCAAAACUGCUACACCUAAUGUGCACACCUAAUGUUGUGACUAGCAUUAGUGAAUCGAUAAGAGGAACUCUGCCAGUUCUCUGGAUCAUUAACAAUUGAAAUAAUUGUUCCAGGACAAGAUGAGAAUGUACUUGUCAGCUGGCUUCACACUGUGAAAAAAACUGUCAAAUUCAGCUAAUUUUUUUAACCCAUAUGCAUGGCAAGUGGUUAUGGCACAUCAUCAGACCAUCUAUAGCCACAAGUCACAGCCUGACAAGGAGAAAAGAAGCCUGUCUUUAGUGCUCAUCACAGACUUCAGCAUCUUCAGAGUUUUUCAUUAUGAACAGUGAUUAAUCAUUUUAAUAAUUUGCAUACGCUAGAUUUUUUUUAGGUGUCUACAGUGUUAUCGUCUCAAAACGCUAUUGUAUAUUGUAUGUGCCAUCAGUAGCUUUUAUUUUGAUGCAAGGUUGUCAAGGUCCUUCCUGUACUGCCCUCACACUCUUGCUUGACCCUCUCUGUGAUUGCACAGAAAGGGCAGCAGCUUUGCUUUGCUUGACAUUCCCUGCUGUGUGAUGGGUACAGUAUUUAUUUUGUACUAAAAGUAAUUUCACGCUUCUCCUACUAUGGUAUAUCAUACCAUGCAGUUUGAUUUGAUGGGAGGCUAUCGUGCCAGAAAUCGGAGCAUUUCAAAGUACAUGUUAUUUAAUGGCGAGUUUGAACAGACUGAAAAAGGGCAGUGGUAUACUUCUUAUUAUACAAUAUAUCAACUCAAGUUAUUCAGGGACAUGAAUUACUGAGGGGUGGGGGUGGGGGCCUUUUUCUGUGUUUCCUUUAGCUGGCGUGUUUUUAACAUACACCAAUCAGCCAUAACAUUAUGACCACCUGCCUAAUACUGUGUACAUAGGAGUCAAUGUGGCAGUUGGUUGCAUCUUCUGUAAAUCCAGUUAUACUGUCAGAAAGAGCACAGAUGUGUCUCCAAUUCAGUGAAAAACCUAAUUAAAAGGAAUAAAAACUGUUG